Salvia miltiorrhiza (redroot sage) is the source of this 2133-nucleotide messenger RNA. RefSeq names its product pre-mRNA splicing factor SR-like 1. The transcript is spliced from 3 exons. Gene Ontology annotation, cellular component: precatalytic spliceosome. The record is from RefSeq and is a predicted model, not a curated record. Lineage: Eukaryota; Viridiplantae; Streptophyta; Magnoliopsida; Lamiales; Lamiaceae. The coding region runs from base 770 to 1690 and encodes 306 amino acids.
AUAGGAUUUCUCUAUUUAAGAUAUGUAGCAGAUCCGAAGACUUUAUGGGGUUGGUGUGAACCAUAUGUAAAAGAUGAUGAGGUAUGGAAAAUAUGCCUUGUCCACUUAAUCCUGUAAAGUUUAUUUGGUUGUGAACUGCUUUCUUCAAGUUGUUAUUAUGUAGUUUGAAAAUGACUGUAAGUCUAUAAUGUAUUAGACUUCCAAUGGGCAUGCAGAACAGAUGUUCUAUGGUAAUACUGAGUCAAGCUAGCCAACUGGCUUACAUGUCAACAUAGUGUUUGUUGUAUAAUAACUUAUCUUUAGUAUAUUAGUCAACAGGGAUGCCAUUGUUCUUUAUUGCAACAUUUGUCAAGACAUCCUAAUUGACAUGCUUAACACAUUAUCUUUAUUUAGCCAAACAUAUAUUACAUUCACAGACCACAGUAGAUAUCCUCAAGGAUUCAAAAAGAGAAUGGACUAUGUGAUUUUUUUUUUAAACUUCAAAGGCAUUCAGUGUUUUUAGCACAUUCUCAUCUAUAACCAGGCAUGGUGAUUUUGCAUAUUUAUCGGAAGUCAAUCUCUCCUUAAAGAAUACUUUCUCUUACGGUACUUUUCGAUGUUUCCACUAUUAUUUCGAUGUUUUUUUUAUAUAACAUUUUAAGUUUUCGUGCUAUCUCUCACUGACUGCAAGGGAAUCUAUGAUCGUUCUGUAUGGGUUAUGUGUGGAUGACCUCUUGCCUAUAUGAAUCGGGCUAUAUGACUCGGGAAUUUCCUGUUGUGUGUCUGAUGCAUGAUGGCCAGGAUGGAACAAUUUUACAAUUCAUCAAUGGUGCAUUGGCAUGAUUCCCUCCAGGAAUUCUCUCCGGGUUGUAAUGGCCGUAUGACGACAAUGGGUGCGUACGUGAGGGACUUGCUUCUUGGACAGUACUACUUUGACACACUUCUUCCUCGUAUUCCUGUCCUGGUGUUGCGCACUGUUGUAGCCAAUCUUGAAAAUAUGAACUUGCCGUCUAAACACUGUGGAGUGACUGGUGAGACCACUCGUGGAAGUGAAGAGACUGCAAGAAGACCACCUUCUGUCAAAGCUGCUCUUUCUGUCUCUUUUGGUCAACGUGCGCCUCAUCGGACAUUAACUAGGGAUUCAUCCCCAGUUCGGCGUACAGUCAAUCAUUCUUAUGAUCGAGGUAAUGAAUCAAGACGAUCUCCCAAUCAUCCUGGGAGCCAAAGUGGUGAUCUAUCUGAUCGGGAUUAUCCUGGAAGGGAGAGAGACAGGGGCAAGGACAGCAACAGUGAUCGAUAUAGAGACAGGGAUGAUGAAAGGAGAAGGGAGAUGGAAAAAGGUAAAGAUAGGAGGUAUGAUUAUGACAGAAGGUCUCGAGACAACUAUAGAAGGAAUUAUGAUAGGAGGGGCCGUGAUGACUACAGAAGAGAAGGUAGUGCUCGUCAGAGCCGAAGUAGGAGCAGGAGCAGGAGCCGGAGUCAAAGUCAGAACACCCAUGAAUAUGGUAGGCAUAAUGUAAGUAGUCACAAUCCAUUUAGCCAUGAAAGUAAGGAAAAGAGAUUGGCAUCAAAUAAUCUAGCUGAGCUCAAAGAUCUAUAUGGUGUAUCGAGCAAUCAAAAGGAGGGCGUGGCUGAGACCUCGGAGGGUCGCCCUUACAGGCCUAGUGGUACUGAGGAGGUGAUCAGACUAGGUGGUUCUUCGUGGAGGUAAUGAUAUUUACUUGCAAGUAUCAUCUCUCCCGUGAAGGAAAUCACUUUGGACUUGAAAUUCAUUGUUCUGUUAUUCUGUAUAAGCCAACAAGUGACUGAUUCAUCACCGGGAAGUCAAAUAGUUGUAAUUUAUGGCGGUAGUCGAUAGCAUUGGUGUUUCAGCCAAUGAAGGGAUCGAUUCAUAAUCAAGCACUGUGUAAUGUAUUUGUGGCAUGAUUAGCAAAUGAAAAGGGGGUUUUGAAGCUAGAGCUUCGAUUCUGUCCAUGACAAAUUUGGUAACGCUCUUUCUCAGCCUUGCAAAUCUUCGGAUCUUGUAAUUUCAAGUACUGUAUAAGCCAAUAUAAACUGCAAUGUACCAGGUAUAAACUGCACACAACUUAAUGAGCAAUCAGUUUGAACGAUGCUUUGUUUAUAUAUUUAUAAUGAGUUUGCACUUUUGAUUAA